CUUCAUCCUCUUCCUCCUCCACCACAGCUGACUCUGUUUGGACUCUGGGCUCGUGCGUCAUGCCGCGACACCUAAAGCGCACCUCGGUUCCGGUGCAGGACUUCAAGGUUCCUUUGUAACUGGAUGUACUUCUUUUAAUUUUUUUUACAUUUUGUUUGUGGAAAGAGAGAGAAAGAGAGAGAGAGAAAGAGAGAGGGACUUGCUCUCUCCUCGUCUCUGGAGAACACUUGCAAAGAGGGGAAGAGAGUAGGAGGAAGAGGGUGAGCAGCAGCGACAGGAAAAGGAGGGAGAGAGCAUCUGAACUUCGGCUCUAUUGUGUGUGUAGGUGUGUGUGUCUAGGUGCGUGUGUGUGUCUAGGUGCGUGUGUGUGUGUGUGUGUGUGUGUGUGUGUGUGUGUGUGUAGAUGUUCGACCAGACCACGACCAUGGGCGACGGGAACCACCGCUGUGGACCCAACCCGCUGUGCGCGGACCGGAUGGAGACAAAGAUAGGGAGCCGGUCCCCGGUGCAGAGCACCACGGACACCCCGGGGACCUCCGCCUCCACCCCGACGUCCUCCAGCGAGGACGGACACGACAAGCUGCUGGGAGUGGACCCGGUCUACUGCCGGAGGAUCCUCGUGAGAGACGCCAAAGGCACCAUCCGGGAGAUCGUCCUGCCGAAGGGCCUCGACCUGGACCGGCCCAAGCGCACGCGCACCUCCUUCACGGCGGAGCAGCUGUACCGGCUCGAGCUCGAGUUCCAGCGGUGCCAGUACGUCGUGGGCCGCGAGCGCACGGAGCUCGCGAGGCAGCUGAAUCUCUCCGAGACUCAGGUGAAGGUUUGGUUCCAGAACCGCCGGACCAAGCAGAAGAAGGACACCACCAAGGAUUCGGACAAGCGCUCCUCCUCCUCCAACGAGUCGCUGGCCACGUGCAACAUCCUGCGCCUCCUGGAGCAGGGCCGCCUCCUCUCGGGCCCCGUGCCGCCCAACUCCCUCCUGGGGCCUCCUCCGCACCUCAACGGCUCCCAGCUGAGCGGCCCGGGCGGAGGCUCCUCCGCCUCUCCGGGGGGGGGCGCGUUUGGGCUGUCGCUGGGCGGCACGCCGCCGUCACCGCGGCUGGGCCUCCCGCCGCCGCACGCCCUGUGCUUCUCCAUGCCGCUGCUAGGGGGCGCUCACCACGAACUGACGGCCGCCUACGGCUGCGGCUCCUCGGCGUUCGAGCCGUACAUGCGGCUGGACCGGAAGGAGACGGACCUGGGGGGCAAGAAGACAGUUUCUUAAGCGACGUGACUCGGAACCUUUCUCCUCGCAUGUGAGAAAAGAGACCGGACCCCCGGGGUUCCUCGUGGCGCCAUUUUGUGCCGCAAAACUUUUGGAAACGCAAAAAAACGGUGAAAAAGAAGAAAAAAAACGUGUGCAUUUUUAUUUAUUUUUUUGCGGAAAUAAAAUGACGUGGAUGCUUUUUUUGAGGGGGGGGUGAAACCUGCCAGAUGUUUUUAUCACCACUCUCUACGCAGUGGUUUCAAGUGACUCUUCAAUUUGUGUGUGUGUGUGUGUGUGUGUGUGGUUUUCUCUCUAUACAGGCCUUCUUUUACCGUUCAGGAAAAAAAAAAAUACUUGAUAUCCGAUGGUGCAGAUUGCAUCAUCCGAGAGGUUUGGACACUUUUCAGUACAAAUGGCCACGUUUUCAUUUUUAUUUUUUAUUUCAUGUACUCUAUCACAAUAUGGAAGAAUCACUGAGAGAAAGAAGAAAAAAGAAAAAAAAAAAGAAUUGUAGCAUUUUAAUAUCUCGUUUGGUGUCCAGCGGUAGUUUAUUUUGUAAAUCCUUUAUUUGUUUGUGUGUCGGUGUGUGAAAAUAUCCUGUGGUCGCGUAUCCAGAUCUGAUAGAUUCAAUAUAACAAGAACAAGAGGAGAACCGUGAGGAUGAAAGAUGACUCGGCUCUUCAAGCUUUGGAGGUAGGGGCCACACUUUGUGGGAGGGGCCACUCGUGUGUCCUCCAAUCAGAGGCCGGCUGAAACCCAGAUCAACUCUCCGAUCUUUGACUUCACUGAAAAGUCACAAGAGACGCUCUGGCCACGUUUUUUGGAGAUUUCUUUUAUUUAUUUGACAGAAACCAAACUUGUGAAGGCCGGAAAUGAAUAUUCACGAGUCCGUGAGUCACCGGUCGAUCCCGAGGCUUCUGUUUUUAAACGUGUUCAUCGGUGCGGUUUUCAAUUUGACAAUGUUGAUGAACUUUUUCUUUCUUUUUUUUCCCAUUUAUCAAGCGAUAACACCAAACAUUAUAUAUUCAUUCCAUCCAGCUUUAACAAAAAACUCACAAAUUGCGAUUUUCACUUUUUUAAUUCGAACAUUUCGCCGACUGAAGCGAUCAACGGACGAUGAUCGUAGCCGCCUGACCCCGACGCUCAUUUCUCCUACGUUGUUUCUCGACAUCGAACGCCCCCCCCCACCUGUCAGACUUCCUCUGCUCGCCCCUCAUUGAAAGCACUUUAUGUUUGUAGGUUUUUAUUCAGCUCUCGUCUCUUUUCAAAGACCUCCCACGCCUCUCCUUUCCUGCCCUCCGUUUCCACCCCUCGCUUCCACCGCGCGUCCAUUCAGCGCUCUCGUUGUCGGGGUGUAACUUGUUUUCUUCUUUCUCUUCUCUCUCCCUCUAUUCUUUUCUUGUUUUUUUUAACGGACACUCUCGUGACACCAAUUUAUGAAAAGAAAGGAAAAGCGGCGCUCUCUGGUUGAACGCGUGGAAAGCUGCUCUGGCCUCGGCCAAUGAGAACGCUCCGCCUGGCGGCCUCUUUGCACCCGUGUAGCAGCCGGCUGGUCGCAGGCGAUUUGUUGUUGUUGUUGUUGUGUUCGGGCCUCACCGCGAAGAAGAAGAAACAACAACAACAACAACAACAGUGUUCUCCACUCACGGCUCUUAGAACAACGUUUUAUUUUCUAUAAGCAACUUCCAUAAUUCAUCAGAAGAUAAAUCAAAUAUUAAACAGAGAGAUGAGCCGAGAGGUCAGGAGUCUUCGCAUGUCACCACCUCCUCCCUCCAUCCUCCCUCCAUCCUCCCUCAUCCCUCCAUCCUCCCUCCCUCCUCCAUCCCUCCUCCCUCCCUCCUCCAUCCUCCAAUCUUCUACAUCUUCCCUCCUUCUUCCUCCUCCUCCAUCCUUCCUCCUCCCUCCUCCUCCCUCCUUCAUCCACCCUCCUCCAUCCUUUCUUAUCUAUCUUCCCUCCUCCCUCCUCCAUCCCCCAGCCUCCCUCAUCCCUCCUCCAUCCUCCCUCCUUCCUCCCUUCCUUUCCUUACUCGCUGUGGGCUUGUUUGCUUUCCUGCCA
Molecule: messenger RNA, 3302 nt
Organism: Pseudoliparis swirei
Lineage: Eukaryota; Metazoa; Chordata; Actinopteri; Perciformes; Liparidae
Gene: vax2
Product: ventral anterior homeobox 2
Exons: 3
Coding region: 404-1264 (286 amino acids)
Biological process (GO): neuron differentiation; brain development; regulation of DNA-templated transcription
Molecular function (GO): DNA binding; DNA-binding transcription factor activity, RNA polymerase II-specific
Source: RefSeq, a predicted model, not a curated record